UCUCUUUACAUGUACCAUCUUCACCCACUACAUCUGACAAUUCAUCAAUUAUAUCUAGUGUGAGUGGUUGUGGCAACUUUGUAAAUAGAGGAAGAAUGAGAACGAAACAACAAUUUGAGAAGCAUAAAGAAGUUAGUGGAAGUUCAGGUAGUGAAUCAGAAUUGGAAAGAUAUCUUGCUGAAGAUAUUGAGCCAGAUAGUGAUGACUUUGAUAUAUUAAAGUGGUGGAAAGUUAAUGAGCCGAGAUUUCCUAUUCUCGCGGAGAUGGUUCGUGAUGUGUUAGCCAUUCCCAUUUCAAGUGUCGCAUCAGAAUGUGCAUUCAGCACAGGAGGUCGUGUUCUUGAUCCCUUUAGGAGUUCAUUAACUCCUAAACUUGUGCAAUCUCUUAUUUGUGUUCAAGAUUGGCUUAGAAGUGAGUCUUUUCCAAUCAAUAUUGAGGAAGAUUUAAAGUAUCUUGAGCAACUUGAACUUGAUUUUGCUUGUAGUGGGACUGAAUCUAGUAUUAUUGAUAUAUAAUUGCAACUUGUAAGUUCAACUAUCAACUAGUGAUGCGUGGUAACGGGUAAGUAAAGAACUUAUUUACAUAACUUGCUUGAUAGUUUUAUAUAUUUUAUUAUGAAAUGUAGAUCAUUUGUCUAAAGAGUUCUAUUUUCUCGUAGGCACAUCAAUGUUUUGUUAUUUUCUU
Molecule: messenger RNA, 684 nt
Organism: Solanum verrucosum
Lineage: Eukaryota; Viridiplantae; Streptophyta; Magnoliopsida; Solanales; Solanaceae
Product: zinc finger BED domain-containing protein RICESLEEPER 2-like
Exons: 2
Coding region: 96-515 (139 amino acids)
Molecular function (GO): protein dimerization activity
Source: RefSeq, a predicted model, not a curated record